Molecule: messenger RNA, 2135 nt
Organism: Hibiscus syriacus
Lineage: Eukaryota; Viridiplantae; Streptophyta; Magnoliopsida; Malvales; Malvaceae
Product: probable WRKY transcription factor 47
Exons: 5
Coding region: 62-1669 (535 amino acids)
Biological process (GO): regulation of DNA-templated transcription
Molecular function (GO): sequence-specific DNA binding; DNA-binding transcription factor activity
Source: RefSeq, a predicted model, not a curated record
UUCUUCUUCUCUCUCUCCUUUUCUUAUUUUAGUAUUCUCCCUUUAAUUUUCUGGUUUAGUCAUGGAGAAGCAUCACCGUCGAGAAUUGACGUUCUUGCACUCAGGUGAUUUCCUCCGACAGAAUUCUGGUGUGCCCGAUCGCAGCCUUGAUGAUUCUAGCGAUCACGUUAAACCACGCAUCAAGGAGAUGGAUUUCUUUUCUACUCAAUAUCAAUCACACGAUCAUCAUCAAGAGAGCAAGACCGAUGAUGAUGAUAAUAAUAAUAAUAAUGGAUCGUCUUUGUUUGUUGAUUCGGGUGUAAACAUUGGAUUAAACCUUCUUAGUUCAAGCCCAGGAGUUUCAAGAGCAACAAAUGAAGAGAAACCUGUUAACAGCAACGCUGAAGAGGGUGCUCUUAAAAUCGAGUUAGAAACGUUGAACGAAGAGAAUCGGAGAUUAAGAAGCACGUUGGAUCAGAUUACCAAAAACUACAAUGAACUUCAAGGUCAACUAUGCAUGGCGCUCCAAAAAAAGGCUCACCGAAAUCAAGAACAGAAGGAUGCAGUAAAUGGGAUGCCAAGUACCAUAAUGUCUGUCCAACAAUUCAUGGACCCACGGCCAUCGGCUCCAUUAGAUGUCAACGAACCUUCGGUGUCAGACGACAAGACUCAAGAACUGUCAGCAGCAUCACAAGAAAACGCCAUGGAAGUUGUCUCGAAUGAACGCGACCAUCGAAUGGUUCAAAGUAUGCCGGGAAAGCACGUUUCGAUCGACGAUGGUGGUACCGAUCAAUCAUCUCAAAGCUGGGGGUCACUCAAGAGUCCAAAGCUAGAUCAGUCCAAGAGUGAAGAACAAGGCUCUGAAGUCCCUUUUAGGAAGGCUAGGGUGUCUAUUAGAGCAAGAUCAGAAGCUCCCUUGAUAAGUGAUGGAUGCCAAUGGAGAAAAUAUGGUCAAAAAAUGGCAAAGGGGAACCCUUGUCCUCGAGCCUACUACCGUUGCACCAUGGCGGUCGGCUGCCCAGUCCGUAAGCAGGUGCAAAGAUGUGCGGAUGAUAAAAGCGUUCUAAUAACAACAUACGAAGGGAACCACAAUCACCCUCUUCCAGCAGUAGCCACAGCUAUUGCUAACACGACGUCCGCCGCAGCAGCCAUGUUGCUAUCGGGUUCAACUAAAAGCAAGGACGGCCUACCAAGUUCUGCGUACUUCCCUUCCUUGCCUUACGCAUCUUCGAUGGCCACUCUCUCGGCCUCCGCCCCGUUUCCCACCAUAACCCUUGACUUAACUCAGGGCCCGAACGCCGUCCCAUUCUUACGCCAACCACCUUCCACAGCUUCGUUCCCUUUACCUUUGCACGGUUAUCCGCAGCUUUUAGGGAACACCAUGUUCGCUCCUCCCAAGGUACCUUCAUCACCGACAAUGCAGUUAGGGCAACGCUCAGCUUCCAUGGUGGAAACAGUCACUGCAGCCAUUACCUCCGAUCCGAACUUCACCGCAGCACUAGCAGCAGCGAUUUCGACCAUUAUGGGAGCGCCACCGGGAAACAACGGAAACAGUAAAGUCAACAACGAUGAAAACAACAAUUCCUCCAAUGGGGUACCUGCGCCUGCCCUUGCAGCACCGGGAUCACCGCAGGCUCAACAGUCAUGCACCACUUUCUCCACCAAGGCAUGCAGUAACAAGCCAGGCUGAUUACUUUCAUUUUAGGGUCUUGCUUGAGCCAUGCUCAGGAUAAUGGUUACUCCCCCCCCCCUUUCUCUUUUGCACAACCUUUUGCUAAUGCUGGGUAUAAUUAAUUAGGCCGUUGGAGAGGAAGAAGUCCCCCAUGCAUCUCUUUUAUGAUCGUAUAGAAGAAUUUUCAUACAAACAGUCUAUUGAUGGUUGGUGAGUGGGUCAAUCGGCCUUACAGUUUCAAUAUUUUCCCAUGCUAAUAGCUUUAAGAAAAGGUUUUCAGAUACUUACAUAUAAAAUAGAUAAUUAUUACUGUAGAGAAUAUAAUUAUAUAUGUUGUUAAGAAUAGCGAAAGCUUAGAGUGGGGUGUAAGAAUGAAUUGGUGGAUAAACAUUUCAAGUAUUUGUUUGUGUUGGGGAUUAUUCUGAAUUUUUGACAUUAAUUAAAUAACUUUUAUGCUAUGAAGAGAUUACAUAUGUACAGUGGA